AUGGUUGCGCCUUGUCCAACUUCCAUGAUGGUAAGAACCAAGAAAACUAAGGGUAUGGGAAUUCCGACGAUCGACCUUUCGUUGGAAAGGUCGAAGCUGUCGGAACUAGUGGUGAAAGCAUGUGAGGAAUAUGGUUUCUUCAAGGUGGUGAACCACAGUGUGCCAAAGGAGGUAAUUUCAAGAUUGGAAGAGGAGGGAACGGAGUUCUUCUCCAAAACUUCCUCUGAAAAGAGUCAAGCAGGCCCUGCCAAUCCUUUUGGAUAUGGCUGCAGAAAUAUUGGCCCCAAUGGCGAUAUGGGUCACCUCGAGUAUCUCCUCCUUCACACCAAUCCUCUUUCCAUAUCUGAGAGAUCAAAAACCAUAGCCAACGACCCUACCAAGUUCAGUUGCGCCGUGAAUGAUUAUAUAGAAGCGGCUAAAGGACUAACAUGUGAGAUUCUUGAUCUUGUGGCGGAGGGUUUGUGGGUCCAAGACAAGUUCUCUCUCAGCAACCUCAUCAGAGACGUCCACAGCGACUCACUCCUCAGGAUCAAUCAGUACCCUCCCGUGGCAUUAAAGGGCAACAAGAAUUGGGACACGUCCAAACUUGAGGCACAUCAACUUCAGAACCAAAAUAAUAAUAAUAACAACAACAACAACAACAUUGGCUUUGGAGAGCAUUCUGACCCUCAGAUCUUGACCAUCAUGCGAUCCAACAACGUGGAUGGCCUUCAGAUUUCCACCCACGAUGGGUUGUGGAUCCCUGUCCCCCCUGACCCCAAUGAGUUCUUCGUUAUGGUUGGUGAUGCCCUGCAGGUUUUGACAAAUGGAAGGUUUGUAAGCGUGAGACACAGAGUAUUGACCAACACAACAAAGGCCAGAAUGUCAAUGAUGUACUUUGCAGCACCACCGCUAAAUUGGUGGAUCACUCCACUGCCGAAGAUGGUGACACCCCACAAUCCAAGUCAGUAUAAGCCCUUCACGUGGGCCCAAUACAAGCAAGCAGCAUACUCUCUACGAUUGGGAGACACUCGACUUGAUCUCUUCAAGAUCCAACGACAACAAGAUACCCCUCUCGCAUCUGCUUCUCCCUGA
Molecule: messenger RNA, 1074 nt
Organism: Sphenostylis stenocarpa
Lineage: Eukaryota; Viridiplantae; Streptophyta; Magnoliopsida; Fabales; Fabaceae
Source: the annotation of a GenBank genome assembly